ACAUUUCUGUAAAUGUGCCCGAGUUAUUAGCCAAGAGGCUAUUUUUCAUCUGUAGUCCCGAGAGGCAGACGACAUAAAACAAACGUAAAAACACAAGAUUACAUAAACAGUGUUUGUAAAAUAUUUACGCUUUCCAAUGGGUGCAUAAAUGAUUAAUAGUGAGAACUCUUUGACAUUUUCAAGACAGACAAAGCAAAUAAAAAGAAGUGUAAACUAUAUUUAUUGUCCUGACAAAAUGCAGAAUAAACCAUUUGUCAUUAGUCUGCUACUGUGGGAUGAUGAUGAUGAUGAUGAGUGUGUUAUCUUCAGCGGGGGGGGGGGGGGGGGGGUUAUCUGAGGGCAGACAGCUGUUUAUCAGUCGGCUGCACAUUCCACUCGCUGCCUCUGACGAGCACGCUUGCUUUUAUAACGGAUCGGCAGAUGUGAGCAAAUUGGCCGACAGGACCGACGGCUUCCUUCGUCGAUAAAAUAUGUACUUUGACGUCUCAGGAAAUUAAUUAAAGUUGUACACGGAGAACUCUCAGGAACUAACUCGUGGGAAGCGGAGUUUGAGCUCAUCGACCUCGAUCCCCCGACCUCUCGACCUCGAACGGCCGGCGUUUUGGCCACCGUAACCAUGACGACGGGGGGCUGUUGCCACCUGCCCGGCUCUCUGUGCGACUGCGCGAGCGGCCCCGGCGAGUGGAAGAGCGCGGAGGAAGCGGGCGGCGGGUGUCCGGCGCUCUACGUCGCCCAGGUGACGGCCGUCGACGGCCGGCUGCUCUCAUCCGUCCUCAAGCCCUCGGCGAGCGCACAAAGGUACGACGCGAGCGGGACGAAGACGGCCGUCUCAAACGGCACAUUCACAAAUCUAUUUGAUUCCCGUCUCAGCGACGGACCCAUCUGCCGUAUCUGCCACGAGGGCGGCAGCGCCGAGGGCCUCCUGUCCCCGUGCCGCUGCGCCGGCUCCCUGGGCAAAGUGCACCGCAGCUGCCUGGAGACGUGGCUGUCGGCCUCCAACACCAGCUACUGCGAGCUCUGCCACGCCCAGUUCAGCAUCGAGCGCCGGGCCCGGCAAAUCACAGAGUGGCUGCGGGACCGCGGCCCUCGCAGCGAGAAGCGGACGCUGUUCUGUGACGUGGUGUGCCUCCUCUUCAUCACGCCCUUGGCGGCCGUCUCCGGCUGGCUGUGCCUGCGCGGCGCUCAGGACCACCUGCAGCUGGGCAGCUGGCUGCAGGCCGUGGGCCUCAUCGCCCUCACCAUCGCGCUCUUCACCAUCUACGUCCUGUGGACCCUGGUGUCUUUCCGCUACCACUGCCAGCUGUACUCCGAGUGGAGACGGACCAAUCAGAAGGUGCGUCUGCUCCUCCCCGGGGCCAAGGCGGCGACCUCCUCCCAGCAUUCCCUGCUCUCCGCCAUACUGAUGAAGAAGUCGGCCAAUGAGAGCAUCGUGUGAGACCGGACCGGGGG
This is a messenger RNA of Pseudoliparis swirei, 1449 nucleotides long. RefSeq names its product E3 ubiquitin-protein ligase MARCHF2-like. The transcript has 4 exons. The coding region runs from base 617 to 1435 and encodes 272 amino acids. The record is from RefSeq and is a predicted model, not a curated record. Gene Ontology annotation, molecular function: ubiquitin-protein transferase activity; zinc ion binding. Gene Ontology annotation, biological process: protein ubiquitination. Lineage: Eukaryota; Metazoa; Chordata; Actinopteri; Perciformes; Liparidae.